Laccaria bicolor S238N-H82 is the source of this 348-nucleotide messenger RNA. RefSeq lists its product as uncharacterized. The transcript has 2 exons. The record is from RefSeq and is a predicted model, not a curated record. Gene Ontology annotation, cellular component: mitochondrion. Bases 1 to 348 code for a protein of 115 amino acids. Lineage: Eukaryota; Fungi; Basidiomycota; Agaricomycetes; Agaricales; Hydnangiaceae.
AUGACGCUCGCACUCUCCAACCCUACCCUCAUCUCCAACCUCAUCAUAUCCGACAUUGCCCCGACGAACAAACCUCUCCACCCCGAAUUUGUAACGUACAUCUCAGCAAUGCAACACAUCAACAGCCUAGCCCUCGGCGUCAUCCGUACACGCGCGGAUGCGGGUCGGGCAUUGGCAGAAUACGAACCCGACCUCUCCAUCCGGCAAUUUCUACUAACCAACCUCGUCCUCCCUCCUCACUCCGCCCAUAUGCCCAGCGUGAGCACGGGUGGGGCUUACACCAAACCAAGAUUCACGCUCCCCCUGGACCUCCUCAGCUCAUCUUCCCCACACCGCUCAUCUUUGUAA